AUGGAUCAAGGUGAUCGUUAUUGGAUCGUAGGAGUCAGCGGAUAUAAGGUUUUACUAGGAGGGGCAGAUGAUAUGUCGAUUCUGUUUGCGGUGAACAAUGAAUAUCGUCAAUUCACAGCGGAUCGUCCGCGGGCUCCCACAAAAUAUCAAUACGAGCAGCAUCAUGACGACGAACCUGUUAGACUUGCUUCUGUGCUGGUGUGUCCAACUAAAGAAAUUAUGGGGUUUGCAAUAGGCAUAUUUUCAUCUGACAGAGAUAGAGAAAUGCUCACGGUGAUAGUUAUAUCAAUAGAAGCAUUUUGA
Paraglomus occultum is the source of this 303-nucleotide messenger RNA. The record is from the annotation of a GenBank genome assembly. Lineage: Eukaryota; Fungi; Glomeromycota; Glomeromycetes; Paraglomerales; Paraglomeraceae.